UUUGUCAAAAAUAAAACCCAAAAAAACAGACUUUACCGGGUCGAAUUCUUCUUUCUCUUGUCUCCUGGAAAAACCUUAAACCUGACCUUCACUCUCACCCUCUGCGAACACCCAAACACUGAUGUUGCGAGCUCUAUCAAGCACAAGAAACAAUGAGCUUCCAAGAAGAUAUUAUUCAAGAAUUAGUAUACCCCCACGUAAUUGCACCCCCAAAUCACACACAGUAGUGCGUGUUUCCCCCAAAACCAACAUCGCCCAUCUAGGCCCACCUCCCAAGAAUGAGUAUAAGCCUCGACAGCUCUUGUCUCUCCCUCCUUUUCCUUGUAAUCAUCAGCUGCCCAGCUUGCUCUCGUCUCGUGUCACUGCGAUUAUGUGGAUGAAGUUUUAUUUUCAAGAUAUCGAAGCUCCUGUUAUUCAAUCCCACUUCAACAAGGGGCUAGUGCAUAUAGAUGAUGAUAAUCGUUCAGAUGAGAUAUCUCUAUAUAGCCAGGGAAAAACGGAUCACCUGAGAAAGAUUAAGCACAGCGAGGUCAUGAAGACAGGGGCAAGGAUUUAUGUACCUGUUUCUGUAGCGGAAACAAGAAUCUCGAACAGAUUUAACUCUAUACCAACGGGAACAUUGUAUCCUAAUGCUGAUGAGAUUGAGUAUCUGCAAAGGCUUGUCAAAUACAAGGACUCUGCCAUAAUUGUGCUAAACAAACCUCCCAAAUUGCCGGUGAAGGGAAACCUACCUGUUCAUAACAGCAUGGAUGCACUGGCUGCUGCAGCAUUAUCUUACGACUAUGAUGAAGGUCCUAAAUUGGUUCAUCGUCUUGAUAGAGAGAGCAGUGGAAUUCAUUUAAUGGGCAGAACAAAAGAAAGUAUAGCUCAUCUACAGUGGUUGUUCAGCAGCAUACCGAAGGGAAAGUCCUCGGAUAAGGCUUGGAAUGAUGCUUGUCAUGCAACAUAUCAGAAAUACUGGGCAUUGGUCAUUGGUUCUCCCAAGGAAAAAGAAGGGUUGAUACGUGCUCCCCUGACGAAGGUACUUCUUAAUGAUGGAAAAACAGAGAGAGUUAUAUUGGCUCAUGGCUCAGGUUUAGAAGCCUCACAAGAGGCAGUAACAGAAUAUCGAGUUCUGGGCCCUAUGAUUAAUGGAUGCUCAUGGAUUGAGUUGCUCCCACUUACUAGCAGAAAAGAUCAGAUCCGUGUACAUUGUGCUGAGGCCCUUGGAACACCAAUUGUUGGUGACUAUAAAUACGGAUGGUUUACCCACCGUAGAUGGAAGCAAAUGCCUAGAGUUGAUUUUGAGCCAACAAGUGGUAAACCCUACAAGAUGCGGAGGCCAGAUGGAUUGGAUGUUCAAAAAGGAAGUGUAUUAUCUAAGGUACCGUUGCUACACAUGCAUUGCAGGGAGCUUGUACUUCCCAAUAUUGCCAAGUUUAUCCAGCUCCACAAAAAUUCAUCAGAAAAAAAGCAUAAGCCUCGGGACAGUAACUCUAAGCCUGAUCUGCUUAGAUUUGUCGUAUCGAUGCCGUCACACAUGAAGAUUAGUUGGAAUCUUAUGUCUUCUUAUCUGGUCUAGUAACACUGAAAAUUAUACAUCAGAAGGCUAACAUCUAAACUGAGGCAGUUAGCAGACCAGAAUUAUGCCAUGAAUGACGAUGGUUGGUACCUGGAAGUUAUGUUCAUAUUUUGUAGAAUACUUGUGUUUAUUUAUUAACACAGUCAUCAUGUUUUUCAGCUCGUCUUUGGAAGUUAUAAUUAAAUGUACAUAUUGGUACAAAAUUAUUUUAAUGAUGAACUAUAAAUAAUUUACUGCCAA
Molecule: messenger RNA, 1801 nt
Organism: Daucus carota subsp. sativus
Lineage: Eukaryota; Viridiplantae; Streptophyta; Magnoliopsida; Apiales; Apiaceae
Product: RNA pseudouridine synthase 3, mitochondrial
Exons: 9
Coding region: 122-1561 (479 amino acids)
Biological process (GO): enzyme-directed rRNA pseudouridine synthesis
Molecular function (GO): pseudouridine synthase activity; RNA binding
Source: RefSeq, a predicted model, not a curated record